GCACGUCCAGACGAGGACCCGUCUUAGCAAUGAACCAUGCAGCGUCGACCACCUCGUUUGCCGCCUCGAACUACUUUCCCAGCCGACGACGGGUGUGGCAAGCAUGCACGAAUUGCCGCAACCGCAAGACGCGAUGCGACGCGGCGCAACCGAGGUGCGGCCUGUGCACGGCCCAGGAUGUCGAAUGCAUCUACAAGGACAGCCAGCAGCCCCGAAUCGAGCACAACACGAAGAUCCUGCUGGAGAGGAUCCAAAUGCUUGAGGACCGUAUUUUCUCCUCGACUGCCUUCCUAUCAGAGCAACGGGACCGGACCGGACCGCCCCCAGUCGAGCCCAUCAACCCACUACCACUCAAGGAACGCAACUCAGCGUGGGCGACCUUCUCGUCGGCGCCUAGGAACGGACCAGACGAGGUUGCUCAGACAGCGGCAUCGAGGGAUGCUCCGGACGGCGACAGCCAGAUCCCCAUCCCGCUCUCGCACACCGCCAAUGCGAACCACGUCCUGGGCUGGCCCUUCGUCCAGCGACUCCUUGCAGACUCAGGGGUGCUGCCUGCCAGGCCUCGAAUUGAUGUGCCCUGGACUGCUGCGACGGAUUCAUUUUUCGUCAUCUCGCCAGAUUCAUCGGGCACGCCACCUCAGUCGUGGAGGCUCUUCCACGACCAAGGCCGCCAGGGACAGACCGAGAACCCAGAUCAUCUCCGUAACUGCAUCAACUCGUACUUUGAGCAAGUUGACGUCUUCUUCUCCUUGCUUUCGCUUAGUGAGCUCGCCUCUGUCCUUGAGGCAGUCAUUUCCUCCGAGUUGGGACCAGACGAAUGGCCGUCUGAUCGCAUCGUCUCAACUGCCGAGUACUGCUUGCUGCUGCUCGUCCUCUGUCUCGGUUCCUUUGUCAGUCGUGGGGAGGCUCGAAUACACCUUGAAUCUGAUCUGCCCCUCGACGACGAUGGUGGUCAAUCGCAGACCCUCGACGACCAGCUAUGGCAGAAAGCGAAGCUGCUCCUCGGCUACCUCUCGUCUCAGGUUAGCGUCGAGGCGGCGCAGUGUAUCAUGCUUGCCAGCCUGUACAUGGGAGCCAGGGGCCGAGUGGCCGAUUCAUUCAAUUGGGCUCACGGAGCCGCCGUCAAGUGCGAGGCGCUUGCAAAAUUACUCUCCAACCAAAGCAGUCAACCUGAUGCCUUCCCAGAGUCAUUCCGGCGGCUGUACUGGGUGGCGUAUAUCUAUGAGAGCGAUUUCGUGUCCGAAGUCUCCAUCACGCUCCCCUCGGGCAUUACUCGGUACGAAGACCUGGUACCCUACCCAGCCAAUGGACAGCUCACUAAGCUGUCCCACAUGGGAACUACGCCGGGUUCGGAUGGCAGCACGCCAGGAUCCAUGUCCUUUGAUCGCACUGACGAGCGGGUGGCGUUCCAGAUCAGCACCAACGCCGCCAUCCGGCGCUUCCUUAAUCGUGCUAACAACUUCGUCUACGAUAGCAAGGACCAGUUCCGGAUGACGCGAGCGAACUACGCCAACUGGCUCCUUCGCAUCACGGAGGACUUAUGGUCCUACCACGGCGCUAUCUACCAGAACCUCCACGACUUCCUCCUUAAGAGCCAGUUUCUGCCGACGCAUCUACGAAAUGCCUCGUCACCCAAACCUCCUGGCAUUUCGUGGCUGCCUGAGCUAGGGCACGAUCCUUGGAACGUCCUGCGUCUGGAGGGGCGGUAUUACGCGGGCCAGUACACCAUUCACCGACCGUUCAUCGAGUACGUGCUACUCAACAUGGAUCACUUCCAGACGCACCCUUGUCGAGAGGCAAUUCUGGAACGAUGCCGCCGGUGUCUUCAAGGCUGCCGGGGGUUCAUCAAGGUAUUCGACGUUGAAUCUGCCAACAGUGUCACUUGCCUCUUCGCACCCGGGAUGGUCACGUUCACCAUGAUCAUCAUCCUGCGCAUAGCAACCCUGUGCCAGUUAUUUCGGGACCUUCUCUCAGACGACGUGGAGCACGUUAUCUUUGUCGGCAAGCGGAACUUACGAAGAUUCGCGAGGAGUGUCAAGGAUUUCCAGUGGCAUCUGGAGGUACUAGACAAGCUGGAUGCAGCCUGUCGGGGCAUGGCUAUGUCGUAACAUCGUAGGUGACGAACCUUAACGAGCGACUAAACAGCAAGAUGAAAUGACCGUGUUUUAAGCGCUGAGGUAGUAGCAGUAACGUCAGACCUUACUUGCUCUAGGCGAUGAAAGUAAAGUUGCUGUGCGUUGCAUACCUAAAAC
This is a messenger RNA of Boeremia exigua, 2252 nucleotides long. RefSeq lists its product as uncharacterized. The record is from RefSeq and is a predicted model, not a curated record. Gene Ontology annotation, molecular function: DNA-binding transcription factor activity, RNA polymerase II-specific; zinc ion binding. NCBI's taxonomy places the organism in Eukaryota, Fungi, Ascomycota, Dothideomycetes, Pleosporales, Didymellaceae. Gene Ontology annotation, biological process: regulation of DNA-templated transcription. The transcript is spliced from 4 exons. Bases 30 to 2108 code for a protein of 692 amino acids.